CCUUCAAGAGUACGCAUCGCAGUACGUCAAUACUCUCUUCCUAAGAAACAUUCUACCGCAUCUUGCAUUGAGAAGAAAUACAUCUGUAGAUGUGUACAUAUAUUUCUCCCAGGAGUGGAGAGUGUGAUGGAUGAUGAAGAUGCAGACACGCCUGAAGAUGGGAGUGACGAAGAUGAAGUAGAAUAUGAAGACACAGAAAACCAAGAUUAUCAACAGAGUACAUCCAGUGAAAGUGAUGAAUACAGGAAAUCCAGUUCUGACACCGGAUCUGCUUCAGAACAGGAGACUCGACGGGCCAUUACUAGAUCGUUUACUCGUCUAAAAAGACAGGUUGAAACAAAAUGUGACACGCCUUUACAAAAAUGUUAUCGCUGUGGCAAAGUCCUCUCUACAGACUUCUGUCUCUGUGUAUACAAAAUUCCAUUUCAGUGUGAACGUUGUAAUAUAACAUUUGCAGGUCUUCCGGAAUUCCAGUCACAUAUGAGGUCUGUCCAUACACCUAACCGUAUAAAUAUUGGUGCCACUAAUAACAUUGCCUCUAAGAGUGCUACCAAAGAUAGUCAACCAAGUGUAUUUUUUAAUCCCAGUAAUACAGAACCUAAAUUUGAGCCUGAGCUUUUAAGAACAGAACGAUUACAGGAAGUGCAUACAUGCCAGACAUGCAAAGAAACGUUUAAUACAAAACUUGGCCUUAUGGCACAUAGUUUAAAUCACACUGAACGUGAAGAAACUAACACCUAUAAGUGCAGUCAUUGUAAUCGUGAAUUUACAUCAACUGUUCGAUUGUCUAUCCAUGUGACACGAAUGCACAUUGAGGAAAAGAAAUUUGUCUGUGAUGUAUGCAACAAGGGUUUCAGUAGUGCCAACACAUUGGAAGCACAUAAGAGAUUACAUCUUGGCAUCCGACCUUAUAAAUGUGAUAUAUGUGGCAAAUCAUACUCGCAGUCUGGAAACUUGGCAUACCACAAGAGCACACAUGCUGGUGUUAAGUCUCAUGUGUGUCACCUGUGUGGCAAGGCAUUUCUCACAGCUGGAAUCCUUGCAAACCAUGAGCGCAGACAUGCUGGACUGAAACCAUAUGUCUGUGAUCAGUGUGGCCGUGCCUUUGCUGACAACUAUACACUCACACACCACAAGGUGGUACACUCAGGAAUCCGCAGUUACAUGUGUGAUGUAUGUGGGAAAGCAUUUGUGCACAAGCAUACGCUUGCAAGUCACAAACGUAUCCAUAGUGGAGAAAAGCGUUACAGGUGUACAAUCUGUGAACGAGCAUUUACACAGAUGUCAACCAUGCUCCAACAUCGCAACACACAUACAGGGGAGAAGUCAUACCAUUGUAUUUGUGGGAAGGCCUUCACACAGCAGUCCAGUCUUGCACGUCAUAAGAGGUUACAUGAAGGAGGAGUUGAAUCAUUUCCAUGCCAUCUUUGUGAGAAGAAAUUUGCAUACAAGAGUACUCUUUACAAACACAAGCGUCGGACUCAUGGUAUAGACAAUCCUCAUAUUCCUUGCAAUACACCAUAUAGUGAUACACAACUUUAGGAGUGCAAAUGUUUUUUGCUUAACAUCAUAAUUGAGGUGAAUGCACCAUUGCUUAUUUUCUGAUAUGUAUUCAAUUUGUGGAAUCUUCACAUUAUUUGGUAUCCUACAAAAAUUCUUAUAUAAUGGGCUUCAGUCAAAGUGUUUUAAUGUUUUAAUUUUCUUUAUUUAUUGAAGCACAAGGAACUGUGAUAUUUGCUGUAGUGCUGGUGUAACAGUUGAAUGCCAAGGACCUAAGUUUUUAUCUACUCUUUACAACAUCCCGAAUUGUUCUCUGGCCCAUGCAGUCUAUCAGUCCAUCCCUGAGGGUUCUUUCCCCAGGGCUCAUCACUUAACCAAUGUAAUGUUGGUUGACAAUACUGUUUGAAGCUUACAUCCAUAUCUUCCACACUCUUUCAUCACGUUGCAUUUAUGGACAGGUUUAAUUUUACCUAAUCAAAGUAUGAGAAUUAUGGAAAGAUACACACUUUGAACAUCAAAAUUUACAUUUUAAAACAUGAGAUCAGAGUAAUGAAUUAUGUAAUUACAUAAAUUCAAUAAAAUAUUUGAUUGUACCAUCUUUUUU
Messenger RNA from Cryptotermes secundus, 2104 nucleotides. RefSeq names its product zinc finger protein 501. The record is from RefSeq and is a predicted model, not a curated record. Lineage: Eukaryota; Metazoa; Arthropoda; Insecta; Blattodea; Kalotermitidae. Gene Ontology annotation, molecular function: chromatin insulator sequence binding. Bases 127 to 1542 code for a protein of 471 amino acids. Gene Ontology annotation, biological process: regulation of transcription by RNA polymerase II. The transcript is spliced from 6 exons. Gene Ontology annotation, cellular component: chromosome.